ACACACACACACACACACACACACACACACACACACCUUUCCUGGCAAGCUCCUCCUCCUUUACCGCUUCCGCCUUUCAUUUGUAAGUAGCUCCCUCCAGAGGGCCAGACAUUUGCAUCACCCCCACCUGAACCCUACCUUGUCUCCGAAGGUGGGGUCUUAACCCUAGCACUGGACAUCUGGAGCCUGGUCCCUGUUUGUCGUGGGGCCGUCCUGGAGGGAGGGGGGCUGUAGCACCCCCCCUUCCAGUUGUGACAACCAAAACUGUCUCCAGACAUGGCCACAUGUCCCCCUGGGAAGCAAAACCACACCCCACUGAGAACAGCUGCCCUGCCGGGUCUCAUUAAAGGCGUAUGAGACAGAUCGGGAGCCGGAGAACAGACCCUCGUGGGCAGAUGUCAGGAAAGUGAUCUGGAGGGUCACGUCCCCCGGCCUGUCCUGCACUCAGAGCCCCAUGUGCCUUGUCUCCAGGGCCUCACUGUGCUCGGAACGCUCCGGGCAGCGCUGUGCAUCUUCCUGCCCUGUGGGCUUGCCGUGAAACGGCCGUAGCACCUGUGGCUCCUCGGCCCUGGUGCCCUGGAACCUCCACUCUUGGUUCACACCACCUUCUCUCCGAAGCCGUGUCUGCAAAGGCCCCCGACAUGAAAGGAAACGCGGAGAGAGCCCCUUGGCGGAGCCCCAGUCCCGACAACGAAGCCUUGCUUUUGAGGCAGAAGCACCAAUUGCUACACGUCCGAGAGAAAGGAGACCUGCCCCCGCAGAGGAGACAGGACCUCUAGCUGGAAGAGCUGCCCCAGCGCUUGGCCGAGGAGCUGCAGGCAGAGCAGCAGGAGGCCCCAGGCCAGCAGGUCCGAGGCCUGGAGAGGCUGUACUUAGCACAUCUGUUGGAGGGGGCGGUGGCGGGCAGACUGGCCGAGGACCAUGAACCUGACUCAGAGGGCUCGACCCAGCCAGGAGCAGCCAGGUCGCCCAGGGCCGAGAGGAAGCACACAGUGGCCGUGCGGCAAGAGAAGGGACACAGGGAAGAGCUGGUCUGACGGCAGCCCUGGUGCACCACGUCCCGGAGAAGAGCGGUGGACCAGGAGAGGCAGGGAGCCUCCAGAGCCACGGGCCUGAGUCCUCGUCCCCUGAGCCCACCAGAGAGGAGUAAAGGAAAACACGUGCCUUCAAUGAAGACCGGUGGGGGCCACCGUCCCAUUGACCCUGGGCUGAGCAGAGGGACAGACUUGGUCCCUGCUGCUGUAGGGGAGAUCAAAUGCCUGGAGGAACGGGAGACCGAAACAGCCCAGGACGGCAGGAGGCAGCUGGGGAAGCGAACGGCUUGUCUUCAAGGCCCGAAAAACCACUGUUUGGAUCAGAGCCCCGAGGGCAAAGCCGACGACCUGGAACAGCUGUGGCCAGUCGGCUCGACCUGCAGAAGGGGGGCCUCACCGCGGGCAAAGCUCUGUGACGAGAGCAGGUGGUAGGGAGAGCUGGAGUUUGCCUCUGAAGAGUUGUUGUUUGAUACCAACCGGAAGCUGAGAAAACACCUGAACUUGCACCUGGAUCUCAAGCCCGGGAUGGAUCAGAGCCCCAGUGAAGAACAGGGCUUUGAGGAGACGCAGGCGUGGAGAAGGGAGAGCCAGAGAAAGAGGAACGCAAGAGAUGCAGAGAUGGACAUGGCCCGCGGGGAGCCCGCGAGUCCAGCGGGGGUGGACGCCCACCUGACGCCGUCCAGAACCAGCUUGAAAAAGUUACUAAGCAAGCCCAGGAACCAAAAAUCCCAUAGGAUGGCCAAGUGCGUGCUUGAGAAUGCCAGUAAACCGUGGUCUCCCGAGGCAGGGACAUCUGUCGAUGAAGAGAACCUGCUCUCGUGCAGCCCCGAAUCCAGCCAGGAGCCUCCCCGACCGGACGCCCUGGUGCAGGGCUCCCUUCAGCUUCACCCGCAAGAACAGGCAGACAGAGGUGGCUUGACGGCAUCAAGGCAGAAGCAGAAAAUGCAGGUGGAGCAGAGAACACCAAAGCAGCUGGACUCGCUCGAGCAAAUCAGACACCCCAAGAUGAGCUUGGAGGCCGACCUCCAGACGGAGCUGGAAGAUGGGAGGAGGGAACAGGGGCAAGCUUCUCUGGCUCAUCGGAAGCCUGACUCCCCUCCAGACCAGGAGAAGAAAGGAGGGUAUGACCGCAGCCCCACUUCCCCCUCGGCCAGCAUUGUCCACGAUGACAGGCACAGUCAGAUGAUCCGUGACCUUCAACAGCAAAUUCUAGAGCAAAACAAGUUGCACAAGCGGUUUCUUGAAGAAGCCAGGAAAUGCUUGUGAGAGUUUCAGGGAAUAUGUUAAAAGCGAGAGUCCUGCCCCUGGUAAAUACAUCACUGAUAACUGAGCUGGCACCCAAGUCUGUGCGAUUGUAUUUGCACCAUCUGCUCAGAAACCUGUAGCCUCUUUAAAAUGGGCCAACAGACAUCCUUCCAUCCUUUGGAGCGAAUUCCUCUGCAGGAAUCAUACUUAUUGCCAGUCUCGCCUUUAAAACUAAGUCCAAUUCAGGAAGACUCCUUAGCAUGAACAUGUGGGGCGCGGUAGGAGGGUCUGGCCAUUGUAGCACAAAGGUGUGUCCCGGAGCUGAGGCUGUUUUCACGUGCCACAGCACAGAUGGAAACACCAGGUACAUUUAAGUGCUUCAGAUGUUUUGGCGAAAUGAACACUGGACUUUGAGGGGCAUGCAAGGUCAGACGGGCGCAGUUUCAAAAGAUACAUCAUUUGUUGCUUAGCCAGUGGCUGAGACGUUAAUGGAGAGAUUUAACAAAAAUCUUUUAGUCUUUCAAACCAACAUCAUUUAAUAGGACAUCAGUAACAUUCUUAUAACUUUAAUAUUAGAAAGCAGGA
This is a messenger RNA of Aethalodelphis obliquidens (Pacific white-sided dolphin), 2864 nucleotides long. RefSeq names its product CEP295 N-terminal like (gene CEP295NL). The record is from RefSeq and is a predicted model, not a curated record. Gene Ontology annotation, cellular component: cytosol; centriole; centrosome. Gene Ontology annotation, biological process: regulation of centriole replication. Lineage: Eukaryota; Metazoa; Chordata; Mammalia; Artiodactyla; Delphinidae.